Messenger RNA from Macrobrachium nipponense, 4174 nucleotides. RefSeq lists its product as uncharacterized. The record is from RefSeq and is a predicted model, not a curated record. Lineage: Eukaryota; Metazoa; Arthropoda; Malacostraca; Decapoda; Palaemonidae. The transcript has 6 exons. Bases 359 to 1327 code for a protein of 322 amino acids.
CACGGAGUCAGAAAAGGGCCCUCUUAGUCCUCCCGAAAACGACGGACGAGCGUCAAGCGUGUUCCGAGGGUGAACAUAUACGAGGGAGGUUAGAAAUUUACGAAAUAUACGAUAAGAAAACAGGGCGGUGCGAAUAGCACAGGAAAUGAUAUAAACAAAAGUGAAAUUUGAAUUGGUUACAAACAGAGACCCAUCAAAAAUAGAUAGAAAAGUGGGUAGUCCACGUAAAUCUGGGUGAAGUAGCGAAAGGGGAAAAAAAAAGGACAAGAAGAAGAAGAAGAAGAAGAAGAAGAAGAAGAAGAAUAACGACAACAAAUCAAAGGCAGAGGAAAGCAAGCCUUCGCUUUCAAAAGGGAAGAUGUUGGACUUCGGCAAAUCGCAAAACCGGUCGCGCAAGACCUUCAGCAUCUUCGCCUCCUUCAUCAUGUGCUGCCUGGGGGCCUCGCUCAUGAUCGCGUCCGUAGCCACGCAAUUCUGGUUCGAGUCCGGAUGCAAGUUAGGAGGGGAGGAGAGCCCCGACAGCCAAGUCUACUUCGGACUCUUCUCAGGCAAGAACACCUUCAAGAAACUCAGCGUCACCCAGUACUACACCAAGAUCGUCUGCGAUGAAGGCAUCUGCAUGUUCAGCUGCGCACCCACCGCCGACCUUCGGCGACAGCACCUGGAACACGUCAAGGAAGGAACAGCGGAGGAUUUCGCCAAAGAUAACUGUAAAGGAGUUGCAAACAUGGCUCUGAUGGCACAGGUCCCCUCUGCAGGGGCGCUUCCCCUCAUGACGUUGAGUGGACGACCUCAGCGCCAUCUGGAAGCAAGAGCAGAAGGUGAUCCCACCACUACAGAUGAUCCCACCACUACAGAAUCCGGAAACAGUUCGACUACGCCACAUGUGCCCACCAGCCCCGAAUUCAUGAGUUACGGAUUGUGGGUCGGCACCAUCUCCUGCUUGUCGAUCGGCAUGGUAUUCGCCGUCAUAGGCGCCCUCUUCGCCGUCAUCAACACGGCGACAACGCCCGUGGAGUUCAUCACGGGGGUGCCGGGCCUCUAUAUAUGGAACAGCAUGGCGGCCUUCUUCAACCUGAUCUGCGUCAUACUGUGGGCUGUCCAGUUCCACCAACAUCUGACGAGGAACGUCCUUCUCUACGACGCUGACUCGGGAUGGACAACGGAGGGCAUGGAAGUCUUCGGAUACUCUUACUGGUUGGUGGUAGUCGCUAUAAUCGUUCACAUAGCAAACAUUGUCAUCAUAUUCGUUGGAACUUACGAACGAAAGGCCAAAGAAGAAGUCCGGAAACCGGAAGAAAAGUCUGUCAACCUCAUGUUAUAUUAAAUCAAGAACUUUCCAAGAUAUAUACGCUGAAGGCUGUGAGUGAGGAAAGGAAAGCCUGUGAUGGUAGAAAGAGAAACAACACAAGACUCAAGGUGAUGAUGACAGAGAGACAACACUAAUCUCAAGAUACACAAGAGAUGCAAAUGAGAGAAGAAUCGUAUUUUGGCGGGAGAUCAUUUCGCUUGUCAGAUGUCAUUUGUUUGAGGUUAAUUUUGUUUACAUGUCUUUUCAACACCUGUAGAAUGCUGAGUAUUUUUUUUCCGUCAGCAUGUUUUGUUAAUGAUAUAAAUAUUACUAGAAUGCAGAGAAGUUAACAUUUCAGAAUGUUGAAUAAGAAAAGAUGAAGGCACAACGAUGCCAGAUGAAUAAUAAUUACAAAAAUGUUUGAGGAAAAUGUAAGCAAGUGUUGUCUUCGCGAAGACACAUUGAGAAUGAUUUAAUACCUUUGCCCCAAUUUCAUUGGGUGCAAAGUGCCAUGUACAUAACAUUGCAAUAUUAGUGUGAACGUAUAAAUAUACCACAUUUAUUUUCUAAGUAUUUCCUUAUGCUAAUUUUUUCAGUGUGUGUCGUAUUAAAACGUCUUAUCAUAAACAUUCUGUGUCUGAAGAAGCAGAAAGACUUAAUGGUCUUCCCACCUAUUAUCUAUUUCUUUAUUAUUUCUUCAGGAGCAGUGUUUAUGGUGUGCAUUCUCUCUCUCUCCCUCUCUCUCUCUCUUUCUCUCUCUCAAGCUAAUCGAAUCUGUGGUGUGUAAUAUAUGGAUUUCUAGGUUUGGCUGCUUCAACAAAGGCUGUACAUUUUUUGUUUUUGAAAAUCAAGUUCACUAUAACUUUAUAGUUUCUAUAAUAUUAUGGCCUAAAAUACAACCUUUAUAUAAAAUUCAUUGAAAGAUUACCUUUUUGAAAAGGUUAUCUUCAAACGAUAUUUUAUAUAUAUAUAUAUAUAUAUGCAUUAAGCUACAAAUGUCCUUUAAUAUCCAAUUCGCUCUACCUCUGAAUUAAUAUAUUUUCAUAUAUGUUAACCGAAGGGGAUUCGAACCAGCGCAGAAAUCAAGACUUCAGUGACAUUACCAACUCACUUGUUGGCCGAGUCGGUAAAUUCACUGAAGUCCUGAUUUCUCCUCUGUGCGCUGGUUCGAAUCCACGAGAGGGCGAAAUUAUUAUCAACUAAAAAAUUCCCCUCUGGUUAACAUAUAUGGAAAUAUAUUAAUUCAGAGGUAGAGCGAAUUGGAUAUUAAAGGACAUUUGCAGCUUAAUGCAUGUACAUGAAUCACGGUGAAGUGAUAAAAAUUUCAUAUAUAGUAUACAACAUACUUGUAUGUCACAAAGAGAGAGAGAAUUAAAUUAUCACCACAGAGAGAAGCCAUUUUCCCCUUAAGAUUUGUUUAUUUUCUAAAGAUGAAAAAGAUUACGGAGUUUCCAGUCUUUUUCAAUACUAUUUGUUUCCCCUAAUCAAUAAAUUAACUCCUCUGGCAGACAUGACGUGGUUGGUACCAGUGUUUGUUACAUGACGAUGGUGCAUAUGUAUAUAAUUUCUGUAUUUUAAGGUAUGUUAAGAAAGCUCUAAGUCCUGCAAAUACUUUGCUGAUUUGUGUGUGCAUUUGUAAAGACUUCAUGGGAUUUGCGAAUGUGUGAACGCUUAAUAAGGGCCUGUAAAAAUCAUCUCAAAAAUCAACCGUAACACUACAUAGAUUGUCAUUUGUUUCCCUGCCAUCAGUUAAUGGCAUUUCGCGUUUAUAUUUCAUUGAGGAAAUCAUAAAUACAGCUGAUUAAAUGCUAAAGGACACCUAAACGAUAAUUUGAAUGGUCUUGGUCGUUAACGUUCUUGUAUUUUGAAUUCCUGCAGGGGUCCCACUUUUAGGGAAAUAGCCCUACGGACUCUUGAUGAUUUUUUUUAAUUUUUUUAUUUUCAAUGAUAUACAAUAUUCAUUUUGUUUUCUUCAAGUAUGCAAUUAUUCCAGACCUGUGUACAUAUAUUAAGAAAAAUCUGCAUUUGGUCAUUUAAAUCUCAUCUUUUAUAUUCAUAUAGGAGUAAACGUAUUUGCAGAUUAGAAUUUUGUAUAUGUUUUUUAUUUUCAUUAACGUCAUGCAGUGGAAAUUUUCGUUGAAAGUUAUUCGGUGGAAUUUUGAACGAUUACAGGGAAUUUUGAGCAGCUGUCUAGGGAAAUACUGUUGACGAAAAGUACGAUCCCUGACUAUAAGUCUAGGGGAAAAACAAAAAUGGAACCAGUUCGCAUCUUUCGUUCAUAAGGGAAACGUAAGCAUGUUUAGUGACCAUUUUUCAACCAUUAUCCCGUAUAUUGGUAGUGCAGUGACAUUGUAGAACUAGCUCACCAUUUUCAUCAAGUUCAAAGAAACUAGGCUAUAGACUGUGUACACAGAGGGUAAUUUUUCCUUUUGUUGUUUACCGUUGAGCCAUUGCUAAGAUAGUGUGAACAUCGUGACGUCAUCAGGCCCAAGCGAACAGGACAGCUUUCAUGAUUAAAGCGUCAGUACACUGUGAGUUGUAUAUGUCACUGUGUAGCUCUUCCACUUGUACAUUAUAAUAAUUCUGUUGCCAUGUACUGUGUGUUUUAUGUCGACUUACUCAGUGAGACAGGCUACGUUCCUCUUCGUAGCCUUGUGUGCCUUGAACCCUACUUGUGCUGUUAAAUUUUGCAUUAGGCUCCCAUAGAUUCUUAAGCAAGCCAGUGGUUGUAAGUGUAUAUACGGAAAAAUGUAUUUUUCUUUAUUUUGUGUGUAUCCCUCUGUGGAUCAUCAUGUGGAUUUUUAGUAGUCUCACGUAAUCUUUAUGAGUAUUAAGGCAUUACUUCGUAAUACUAAGGAGAAAAAUAAAAGUUUUAAUGAUUAA